Molecule: messenger RNA, 875 nt
Organism: Nicrophorus vespilloides
Lineage: Eukaryota; Metazoa; Arthropoda; Insecta; Coleoptera; Silphidae
Gene: SmB
Product: small nuclear ribonucleoprotein-associated protein B
Exons: 3
Coding region: 133-777 (214 amino acids)
Biological process (GO): mRNA splicing, via spliceosome
Cellular component (GO): U4/U6 x U5 tri-snRNP complex; U4 snRNP; cytoplasm
Molecular function (GO): RNA binding
Source: RefSeq, a predicted model, not a curated record
UUUUGAAUACUACAAUCUCUGCUCGGCAUUGAGGGACGCAUUAGAGGUUAGCUUCUUUCAAUGCGUUUCGCAGACGUAAUAAUAAACAAACUGUAGUAUUUUCUAUUUAAAAGUUACUAAAAAAUCUACAAAAUGACGAUCGGCAAAAAUAAUAAAAUGAUCCAACAUAUAAACUACAGGGUAAGGAUCACCCUGCAAGAUUCUCGUACAUUUAUCGGUACAUUCAAGGCUUUUGAUAAGCACAUGAAUAUGAUACUUGGUGAUUGUGAAGAAUUCAGGAAAAUUAAACCAAAGAAUUCAAAAGUUGAACGAGAGGAAAAAAGGGUAUUGGGAUUUGUUCUACUUAGAGGAGAAAGCAUUGUUUCUCUAACUGUAGAAGGACCUCCACCACCAGAGGAAGGUUUACCUAGAGUGCCAAUUCCUGGUGCUGCUCCAGGCCCAGGAAUGGGAAGGGCUGCGGGUAGAGGAAUGCCUGCUGGUAUUGGAGGAGUUCCUGUUGGUCUGCAAGGACCAGUUCGUGGUGUUGGAGGCCCAUCUCAACAAGUCAUGACUCCUGGUGGACGUGGACAGGUAUCUGCACCACCACAAAUGAAUCAAGGACCACCCAGGAUGGGAGGUCCUCCUCCUGGAAUGAUGGGACCACCUCCUGGUAUGAUGGGAAUGCCUCCAGGUAUGCCAGGAAUGGGACGCGGUGGUCCCCCACCACCAAUGGGUAUGAGAGGUCCACCCCCUGGCAUGAUGAGAGGAGGCCCUCCUGGCCCACCAAGACCCUACUAGAUUUGGUGAUACAUAAACUAAAAUUCAGUACAGAAUUUUUUCAAUUUGUAUUUAGAUAAUAAGUUUGUAUGAUAAUUAUAAUAAGCAUAAUAAAAUUA